Molecule: messenger RNA, 2235 nt
Organism: Propithecus coquereli (Coquerel's sifaka)
Lineage: Eukaryota; Metazoa; Chordata; Mammalia; Primates; Indriidae
Gene: ISLR2
Product: immunoglobulin superfamily containing leucine-rich repeat 2
Biological process (GO): positive regulation of axon extension
Cellular component (GO): cell surface
Molecular function (GO): protein binding
Source: RefSeq, a predicted model, not a curated record
AUGGCACCACUUCGGACCCUGUGGUUGGCCUGGGCGCUGCUAGGAGUGGCCGGAGCGUGCCCGGAGCCCUGCGCCUGCGUGGACAAGUACGCUCACCAGUUCGCAGACUGCGCCUACAAGGAGUUGCGCGAGGUGCCAGAAGGACUGCCGGCCAACGUGACCACGCUUAGUCUGUCGGCCAACAAGAUCACCGUGCUACGGCGCGGGGCCUUCACCGACGUCACGCAGGUCACGUCACUUUGGCUGGCGCACAAUGAAGUGCGCACCGUGGAGUCAGGUGCACUGGCCAUGCUGAGCCAGCUUAAGAACCUCGACCUGAGUCACAACCUCAUAUCCAGCUUCCCGUGGAGCGACCUGCGUAACCUGAGCGCGCUGCAGCUGCUCAAAAUGAACCACAACCGCCUGGGCUCGCUGCCCCGGGACGCACUCGGCGCGCUGUCCGACUUGCGCUCGCUGCGCAUCAACAACAACCGGCUGCGUACUCUGGAGCCCGGCACCUUCGACGCGCUAAGCGCGCUGUCACACCUGCAACUCUAUCACAAUCCCUUCCACUGCGGAUGCGGCCUUGUGUGGCUACAGGCCUGGGCCGCGAGCACCCGGGUCUCCCUACCGGAGCCGGACUCCAUUGCAUGCGCCUCGCCUCCCGCGCUGCAGGGGGUGCUAGUGCUCCGUUUGCCGCCGGCCCUGCCCUGCGCACCGCCCAGCGUGCGUCUGAGCGCGGAGCCGCAGCCGGAGACGCCCGGCACUCCCCUGCGCGCCGGCCUGGCCUUCGUGUUGCACUGCUUAGCCGACGGCCAUCCCACUCCCCGCUUGCAGUGGCAACUUCAGAUUCCGGGUGGCACCGUAGUCUUACAGCCGCCGGCCCCGAGCGGGGAGGAUGAUGGGGACAGGGCGGAGGAGGGGGAGGGGAAAGGAGAUGGGGACGUGAUGACGCAGACCGAAGCGCCAACCCCGACUCCCGCACCCGCUUGGCCGGCGCCCCCAGCCACCCCCCGCUUCCUGGCCCUAGCAAAUGGCUCCCUGUUGGUGCCCCUCUUAAGCGCCAAGGAGGCAGGCGUCUACACAUGCCGUGCACACAAUGAGCUGGGCGCCAACUCCACAUCAGUACGUGUAGCGGUGGCAGCAGCCGGGCCCCCAAAGCAUGGCGCGGGUGGAGACCCCGAUGGACAGGUCCCGACCUCUGAGCGCAAGUCCACAGCCAAGGGCCGGGGCAACAGCGUCCUGCCCUCCAAACCCGAGGGCAGAAUCAAAGGCCAAGGCCUGGCCAGGGUCAGCGUCCUCGGAGAGCAGGAGGCAGAGCCGGAGGAGGAAGCAGGUGAAGGAGAGGAGGCAGAAGACCAGAUCCCUGCGGACCCGGCGGAGAAGCAGCACUGUGGCCACGGGGACCCCUCUCAGUACGUGUCCAACCACGCGUUCAACCAGAGCACGGAGCUCAAGCCACACGUCUUCGAGCUGGGUGUCAUCGCGUUGGACGUAGCGGAGCGCGAGGCACGGGUGCAGCUGACUCCGCUGGCGACGCGCUGGGGCCCUGGGCCCGGCGGGGCUGGGGGACCGGGGAGACCUGGGCGGCGGCCCCUGCGCCUGCUGUAUCUGUGCCCCUCAGGGGGUGGGGCGGCAGUGCAGUGGUCCCGUGUGGAGGAGGGCGUCAACGCCUACUGGUUUCGGGGCCUGCGGCCGGGCACCAACUACUCCGUGUGCCUGGCGCUGGCGGGCGAGGCCUGCCACGUGCAAGUGGUGUUUGCCACCAAGAAGGAGCUGCCGUCGCUGCUGGUCAUCGUGGCAGUGAGCGUGUUCCUGCUGGUCCUGGCCACCGUGCCCCUACUGGGCGCCGCCUGCUGUCACCUGCUGGCCAAGCACCCGGGCAAGCCAUACCGGCUCAUCCUGCGGCCUCAGGCCCCAGACCCCAUGGAGAAGCGCAUCGCCGCCGACUUUGACCCGCGUGCCUCGUACCUCGAGUCCGAGAAAAGCUACCCGGCAGGCGGCGAGGCGGGCGGCGAGGAGCCAGAGGAGACCACGGGGGAGGGCCUUGACGAGGACGCGGAGCAGGGGGCCCCAAGUGGAGGCCUGCAGAGGGAGGAGAGCCUGGCAGCCUGCUCACUGGUGGAGUCCCAGUCCAAGGCCAACCAGGAGGAGUUCGAGGCGGGCUCCGAGUACAGCGAUCGGCUGCCCCUGGGCGCGGAGGCCGUCGACAUCGCCCAGGAGAUUAACGGCAACUACAGGCAGACGGCCGGCUGA